AUGGAUAAAAGUUUGAUCGAUCUACCCACUGGUCAUCGUGAAUAUGUCGACAGUUGUUUGGAAUUUAUUGAGUUUUCCAAGCAAGAUCUAGUCGAAGGAAAAAUUAGAUGUCCAUGUAAGAACUGUAAGGUAGAGAAAUGGUUCUCCGUAAAUGAAGUGGAGAGGCAUAUUUUGUUUAAGGGAUUUUAUAAGCCAUUUAAGGAUUGGAUUUUUCAUGGUAAAGGGGAUACGUUUCAGCGUAUUUUUGAGAGUGAUGGAGGGAUUACUAGUGAAGGAUCCCUUGAUAACCAAAGUGGGUUUGUAGGUCGAGAUAAUAUAGGAGGGAUAUUAAGAUCAGCAUUUAGUGUUAAUAUGCCUCCCAAUUGCCCAAAUUUAGAAGCACGAGAGGAUGAUGAAUGGAUUGAGGAACCCGUGGCCUAUGACACAGAUGUAGAAUAUGAUUAUUUUACAAUAGAAGAAGAUGUGACGUAUAAGAAGUUGCUUGAAGCUUCUGAGGAGAAAUUAUACGAGGGGUGUAUCAAUUUUUCAAAGUUUUCUUUUCUGUUACACUUGUUUCACUUGAAGUGUUUGAAUCACUGGUCCAUAGAAUCUUUCAAUAUGCUGUUGAAGCUAAUUCUAGAUGCAUUUCCUCAAAUACUUGAUUUUCCCUCUUCUUAUUAUUACGGUAAGAAAAUGAUAAAAGACUUGGGCCUUGGGUAUGAAAAGAUUAAUGCUUGUCCGAAUAAUUGCAUGUUGUAUUGGGGUGAAUUUUCAAAGAAAGACAAGUGUCAUGUUUGUGGUACAUCGAGGUGGACGAAAACUAAGGAUAGGGGCAACAUUGUAAGUGAUCAAGGUACAGAUACUUGUAAGAAAGGUGUGCCAGCUAAGGUAAUGCGAUAUUUCCCUCUUAUACCGAGACUAAAAAGAAUAUACAUGUCAUCAGAAACAGCAGAAGAUAAGAGAUGGCAUGAUACAGAGCGAUUGGGUGAAGAUGAUAAGAAGAUUUUAAGGCAUCCCUCAGAUGGCUUAGCAUGGAAGGCAUUUGAUGAGCGUCACAGAGAUUUUGCAUUAGACCCUCUUAGUGUUCGAUUAGGUCUUGCUAGUGAUGGUUUUAAUCCUUACCGUUUAAUGAACACCACUUAUAGUACGUGGCCAGUGAUGUUGAUUCCUUAUAAUCUUCCACCAUGGUUAUGUAUAAAACCAUCUUCUUUCAUUCUGUCCACGCUUAUUCCGGGAAAAUCAAGUCCCGGAAAUGAUAUUGACGUGUAUUUGUAG
Spinacia oleracea (spinach) is the source of this 1254-nucleotide messenger RNA. RefSeq lists its product as uncharacterized. NCBI's taxonomy places the organism in Eukaryota, Viridiplantae, Streptophyta, Magnoliopsida, Caryophyllales, Amaranthaceae. Bases 1 to 1254 code for a protein of 417 amino acids. The transcript has a single exon. The record is from RefSeq and is a predicted model, not a curated record.